Molecule: messenger RNA, 2592 nt
Organism: Prunus armeniaca (apricot)
Lineage: Eukaryota; Viridiplantae; Streptophyta; Magnoliopsida; Rosales; Rosaceae
Source: the annotation of a GenBank genome assembly
AUGGCCCUCGCCCCUCAGAAUUUUAAUAGGGCCCCUGCACCACCUCAAAUUUAUAACAACCCUGUGCCAACUGCUCAAAAUUUUAACACCGCCCCUCUACCAGCUGCUCAGAACUAUAACACAACACCUCAACCAGCUGCUCAGAACUAUAACACAGCACCUCAACCCGCUGCUCAGAACUAUAGCACGGCUCCUGUACCGGCUGCUCAGAAGUACAACACGGCACCUCCAGCUGCUCAGAAUUACAAUCCGGCCCUUGCACCAGCAGCUCAGAGUUAUGAUCCGGCCCUUGCACCAGCUGCUCAGAGUUAUAAUCCUGCCUUUGCACCAGCUGCUCAGAAUUAUAAUCCAGCAUUUGCACCUGCUGCUCAGAAUUAUUAUAAGCCGCCCACCACAACACGCGGAGGACGAGACAGUUACAACCGUCCUCCUCUGCUCAGAGAUGGGCGCCGCCAAUUUUCAGCAACUUCUGAUGACAGUGCAUUGACUAACCAAAUUCUGGCUACUGAUCGGUCUCGUGACCGUCCCUAUGAUGUCAAGUCCGUUCCUCUUAAACAUAUUCUUCAAACUGUUGACGUCAUCCUUGCCCGUGUCACGAAACCUGACAUCCAUGGUGCCUUUCUGGUUCCGGGAGCUGUAGGUGCACAUGAUGCUCUAAAUUUGGAACAUGAGAAGGCCCUCCAUGCUUCCCUGAGUAGCCUCCAAGACAACUACGAUGUUCCAACCGGCCUGUUUAAUGCCAUCUCCUGCGAGAUAUUCGGCAAGUGGCUGUCUGGGGAAGAUCCCAACAAGACAACCAUGGAGAUAUUGGACAUUGUGCAACACCAUGAUUGGGAUGAGAAAGUGGUGCUUGUCUUGGGAGCUUUUGCUGUGAAAGAUGGUGAGUUUUGGCUUGUGGCUCAGCUUUACACCACCAACCCACUGGCCAAAGCGAUUGGACAGCUUAAGCAAGUGCAAGAGAUAUUGGAACGUGCUGGGACUACCUUGAAGCCCAAGUUUGACUCCUACAACAAUCUGGUUAGGGCCAUCAUCAAUGUCACCAAGUGCGUUGUUCAGUUGCAUGACCUUCAGCGUGAUCCGCACGUGACCACCGAACAUGAAUCCGCAGCCACCACUGCUCAUAUCCCCACCGCUGUUUACUGGACGAUUCGGAGUAUUGUCGUUGCUGCAUCACAACUACUGGGGAUCACUGGCAUGGGCCCCGAGUAUCUGACAGAGGCAUGGGAACUAUCAUCCUUGGCUCAUAAGCUCGAAAACAUACACAGCCACCUCCAGGAGAACCUCGACAGAUUAUAUGAAAUCAUCAAGAGGAAGAAAGAUGAUGAAGCCUUGGCUGCCAUUGCAUACAUCUUAGAAACACCACACAUUGAUAACGUCAAGCCUCUGAGGGUCUUGUUUUACAAGGAUGAUCUGCCAGCACUCUAUGAUUGCUACAACAAGAAGAGGGUGGACAUUGAUGUCUUGAAGAGGAAGACUGUGAUCCUGUUCAUUUCAGACCUCGACGUCGUCAAUGAAAACGAGUAUAUGAUUGUCCAAAAUAUGUACAUGGAAAAACGGCAAAGCCCAGCAAGGCCAGAGAGCCAGUACGAGGUUGUGUGGGUUCCAAUUGUGGACACGUGGACUGAUGCCAAGUACCAGCACUUUGAGGACCUUAGGAGAAACAUGGAAUGGUACACAGUGUUCCACCCUUCAGUGGUCUCUCCAACUGUGAUCAGGUACAUCAGGAAGAAGGACAAAUGGAACUUUCAAAAGAAGCCUCUGCUUGUGGUAAUGGACCCGCAAGGCAAAAUAGUGCACACCAACGCUGUUCACAUGAUGUGUAUUUGGGGAAGCAUAGCCUUCCCUUUCACCAGCAGCAAAGAGAAAUUGCUCUGGGAGGAAGAGACCUGGAGGAUUGAACUUUUGGCUGACUCCAUCGAUCAAAAUCUCAUUAACUGGAUUGCAGAGGGGAAGUACAUCUGCUUGUAUGGUGGGGAAGAUAUGGAAUGGAUCAGGAAUUUCACAAGGGCAGCUAAAAAAGUGGCUGCGGAAUCUGGGAUCCAGUUGGAGUUGCUGUAUGUGGGGAAGAGCAAACCAAAGGAGAAAGUGGUGAAGAACAUCAUGACCGCCAUUCAAUUUGAGAAGCUAAGCCACACCCUCGAGUGGAACCUCAUCUGGUUCUUCUGGGUACGUCUGGAGAGCAUGUGGCAGUCUAGGGGACAACAGCUUCAGACAGAGGCUCUGAGAUCAGGUCGUCUUACCGACAGCUUGAAAAGCGACCCGGUGAUGCAGGGGAUCAUAUCAAUGCUCAGCUUCGGCUCGAGUGACCGUGGAUGGGCUGUCAUUGGGACAGGCUCAGCUGGCAUGUCCAAGGCCAAUGGGGAGCACAUGUUCAGAAGCUUGAAUGAGUUUAACUUGUGGAAUAGAAGGGUGAAUGAGAUAGGCUUUGUGCCUGCAUUGAAUGAGUACUUGGAUGGGGUGUAUAAACAAGCACCACAUCACUGCACCAAUCUCAUACUGCCCGCUACCGGGCUCAUGCCUGAGACCGUGGCCUGCGCUGAAUGUGGCCGGCUCAUGGAGAGGUUCACCAUGUUCCGCUGCUGCACUGACUGA